GCGUUUAGCUAUAUUUACCACCUUGAUUGUGGGUUUGAUGGGGUCGGUCGUCGCCACAAAACAACCCAACAUUGUCUACAUCAUGGCGGACGACUUUGGAUUUAAUGACAUCGGAUAUCACAACCCAGAUAUUUUUACGCCGAAUUUGGACAAGCUGGCAAGUUCUGGAGUGAAGCUGGAAAACUAUUAUGUUCAACCUGUCUGCACACCGAGUAGAAGUCAACUUAUGACUGGAAGAUACCAAAUCCACACUGGUCUGCAGCAUAGUGUAAUCUUUGCACCUCAGAAGUUAUGUCUUCCAUUAGAUGAAGUAACUUUGCCCCAGAAGCUGAAAGAAGUUGGCUACAAAACUCAUAUUGUUGGCAAAUGGCAUCUUGGGUUUUAUAGAAAGGAAUGUUUACCGACUUAUAGAGGAUUUGAUAGUCAUUAUGGUUACUACUGUGGUAAUGAAGAUUACAACCUGAAAACAGUUUGUGGAUUUUUCCAUGGUUGGAAACACAGUGGAAAAUACUGUGGUUUUGAUUUCCAUGACGAUGAAAAACCGGCCUGGUCAGCUAACGGAACUUACUCUACGUUUUUAUAUGGUCAACGUGCAAGAGAGGUCAUUAUAAACCAUAACCAGAGUCAGCCUUUAUUUCUCUACCUACCAUUUCAAUCAGUUCAUUUCCCAUUGCAAGCCCCAGAUGAUUAUAUCAAACUGUAUUCCCAUAUUCAAGACCCUCACAGACGCGUUUACUCAGCAAUGGUCACAGUAAUGGAUGAUAUGGUAGGCCUCGUCGCAGAGACUUUACAAGAGAUGGGAAUGAUGGAUGAGACAUUGAUUGUAUUCAGCACAGAUAAUGGAGGUCAAACAUUAUAUGGAGGCAAUAACUGGCCACUACGUGGCAGAAAAGAAUCUUUAUGGGAAGGUGGAAUACGGGGGGUUGGAUUUGUGACUGGCUAUGGCGUUCAAAACCCUGGUAGAGUCAGUAGAGGACUAUUUCAUGUAUCAGACUGGUUUCCUACUCUAUUGAAUAUUGCUGGUGGAAAUACAAAUGGUACGAAACCACUAGAUGGAGUAAAUGUAUGGAACGCUAUCGCGGAUCCUGAUAGUUCUUCUCCAAGAACAGAAAUUCUCCACAAUAUAGAGCCAAUGUUUAAAAGACCUUACGGGUUGAAUCCAAAGCUGAAGCCGUUUCCUAAUAAACAUGGAAUUGACACAGUGAAAGGCCACACUGCAUUGAGAAUCGGAAAAUGGAAACUACAUACUGGAGAUCCAGGUCAUGACACGUGGAACCCUGCACCUCAGCUCUAUCUCACUCAAGAAGUAGAUUUAUCUUGCGAAAUGGAUUCGGAGAAUUUGGCUGAGUGUGGUUUGUUCCCAACUAUAGAUGAUUCUAGUGUCAGGUUGUAUGAUAUAGAGGCGGACCCUGAAGAAAGAUCGAAUAUGGCAAGCUAUUUCCCACACGUCGUGGACAGCAUGUUGGAGCGACUAGCUGAAUAUAACGCUACUGCAGUUCCAGUACUUUGGCCACCUCCGGAUGACAAUUGUGAUCCUUCGCUCAGGGGAGGAGUCUGGGGUCCUUGGGUCGAUUAGCAAAGAUUGUUUGUGGUUUAAAGCAGUUUAAGAUAAAGAGUGCAAUUUGAAUGUAAAAGAAAAUUUUGAUAUGCAAUGUGAAGGUCCUAGUUUACAAUUUUUCAUCCCACGAAUUUUACCAAACUUAACGGCACCAGUAUAAUCUAAUCCUAAAUGUCAUAUAAAUCCACAUGUAUUCAUCCACUUAAAUAUAAUGUGAUAUACCAGGGAUGGCGAACCUUUUUCAAUGAAUGGGUCAAAAAUGAUAUUUUUAUCACGGAACGGAAGAGUGUGGGUCACAGAUAUUCAAUCAAUGUUUGUAUUUAUACGAAACUUGCUGCUGCAUCCUAUCUUGCAAACCUUAUGAGCUUCAGUUGGUGUUGUUUAGUUUUGGGCUUUUUUAUGCCACAAUUCUACCAGGCCUACUGCUACUAGACUCAUUAUGGCACACAAUUUUUAUGAAAUUCGUGUACUAAAACACACACAUGAAUUACCAAAAAAACGUUUGGUAUUAUGCUGCAAAUUAUUUUACGGUUUCAAAGAGUUUGGAGGAAAUUCCACUCUGACAGAUUUAUAUUUUUCGAUUGGCUUUUAACCACAAUAAGGCACUUUCACACUUUCUUUAUUUUAAGUCUAAAAAAUUUUGUUUCCCAACGGCAUUGUAGGCGAGAAUCCAAUAAAAUGCAAAGUAACAUCUGGUUCUCAUAUAUCCCCCCAAAACAAUCUGCAGUCUGCCUUUCGGUUUUAAAUUUUCGAAAUGGAUCGCUGUAACAAGACGUGGCGAAAUAUGAACAGAUCAAUUGUAUUAUUAUGUCAUAAACGAUGUCACAGCCAAUAGCUGCAUAACAGUAUACAGGGGUGCAGACGUGCGUUCAAGAUUGGGAGUUUUUAAAAUCAUCAUAUCGACCCGAAAAUUUGAGUUUGAGCUAUCGCUUCCCUUGAUGCCCAGCUGAUGGUAAAUUAUAAUAGUUUGCUUAUUGUUAAAUUUAUUUAGAGCCGGUUUUAUCAAUUUUUAUCACUAAUAUGUUUUUAUUUAAUUCGUGCCUUGGGGGGGUCACCGAAAGAGUGUGGUGGGUCACAGUGGUUCGCCAUCCCUGUUAUAUAU
Messenger RNA from Styela clava, 2660 nucleotides. RefSeq names its product arylsulfatase B-like. NCBI's taxonomy places the organism in Eukaryota, Metazoa, Chordata, Ascidiacea, Stolidobranchia, Styelidae. The record is from RefSeq and is a predicted model, not a curated record. Gene Ontology annotation, molecular function: sulfuric ester hydrolase activity.